This is a messenger RNA of Helianthus annuus (common sunflower), 957 nucleotides long. RefSeq lists its product as uncharacterized. The record is from RefSeq and is a predicted model, not a curated record. Gene Ontology annotation, molecular function: nucleic acid binding; zinc ion binding. The transcript is spliced from 4 exons. NCBI's taxonomy places the organism in Eukaryota, Viridiplantae, Streptophyta, Magnoliopsida, Asterales, Asteraceae. Bases 1 to 957 code for a protein of 318 amino acids.
AUGAACAGCUUCUCUCAUCUAUCUCAGUUUCUCGCAACACAGCUCCUGUUUAUUUUCAGAAUGGAAACCCCUGUGACCACUGCUGUUUCUACAGUCGUGACUGCUGUCAUGACUUCCGCUGUUGCUGUAACAACUGGUCUGCAAAAGAUGUUCUUUUAUCUGACCACGCUGAAUCUGGCAAGGUUCUUGACUGAACCGAAACCCCAUGUUGAUGAAGGGGAAAUGGAUGCUCAAACUGUGAGCGCGAUACAUGCUUGGAAUCAUUUGGAUUUCCUGUGCCGCAACUUUAUCUUGAAUGGUUUGGUGGACACAAUGUAUAAUGUGUAUUUCAAAGCCAAGACUGCCAAAGAAUUGUGGGAGUCUUUGGAUCGCAAAUACAAAACAGAAGAUGCGGGCACUAAGAAAUUCGUGGUGGCUAAGUUCUUGGACUUCAAAAUGAUUGACUCUAAAACUGUCAUGAGCCAAGUCCAAGAGUUGCGGGUUAUUCUUCAUGAUAUUCAUGCGGAAGGAAUGAUGCUCAGCGAGACAUUCCAAGUUGCUGCAAUGAUCGAAAAACUGUCACCAAGCUGGGUUGAUUUCAAGAACUAUCUCAAGCAUAAGCGAAAGGAGAUGACCAUUGAAGAUCUUGUUGGAAAAAACAAGGACAGUGGAAAGGGUGGAAAGAAGGGUCAUGGGAAACGCUCCAACCUUGGUCCGAAAGGAGGUGUUGGGAAAAAGAAGUUCCAAGGAACUUGUAAUAAUUGUCAAAAGCAAGGCCACAAGGCCAGCGAAUGCAAGCUUCCCAAGAAGGAAAAUGAUCGACAAGUGAACAUGGUUCAUGAAGUCGACAAACUUGUUACCAUGGUCACGGAUCUUUCGAUUUUGGUGACCGAAGUUAAUUUGGUUGGGCAAAAUAACAAGGAUUGGUUCGUCAUGUGUGUUCCGACAAUAGCCUUUUCAACACCUUCAAGGAGGUGA